GUUGACGCCUGGUCUAUCAGUUCGCAACGGUCGGUCAGCGCGUGAUCUUCAUUUUUCGAAUUUGCUAAUCAGUGUGACAAGGGGCGCGUAUGAACUUUGUUGUUUUUGUGACGAGAGUUGGAAGAGUUUAAGAAGAUCUCGUAUCAAAGUUUUUAUUAAGUGAUUCAUGAUUGGCACCACCACUGGCAGCUCGACCUCGCCGCUCGUCACCCAGAGUCGUCGUUCCAUCGCCGCUGAUAUCGAUCACCGUGUGGCCGACCGGUAUCACAAAUUGCUACCACCAUUCGGAGUGUACGGAAGUGUGUCGUAGUCGUCAACGUGAAGAAGAGCAACUAUGAAUUUUAAAUUGAUUGCAAUCUGCCGCCGGUUUGUGUGUGAACAGUGAACCGCCUCCAACCGAGACGCAGGAUUGGCACAGCUUUCGAGCGCAGAAGUGCGUGAAGUUUUUGCUACAGUGCAGUGGGUAGGCGGAUAUUUAUUUUCGCGGAUCGUGUGUUCGGCUCGCGGACAGUGAAAAGACCGCAACGAAGGUUAAGAACGAAACCGUUUCCAGUGUGUGUUGUUGAUAAGCUCAGGAUUGUGCAAACGGUUUCCAACUCAGGGACGACGAACUUGUGUCCCCCCUAGCUCGGUUACAUUACACGGUUUCCGCAUCAAUCGGAGCAAGAUGGUGUUAAAUCCGUUGAAGCAGAUGAUAAAAGCGGCGGAUCGAAUUCCCACCCGCCUCAACAUCGGAAUAAUGCUGUUCAUGUCCUGCUUCGUGAGUUACAUGCUGCGGGUAAACAUGUCAGUGAACCUUCUCGCGAUGGUCCAGCCGAUCCAAAAAAUGAAUCAACCAGCAGUUAAACCCAUGUUCAACGGUACCAAUGCAAAUGACACUUCAGCUACCAUGCCAAUGCCAACAGCUGCCGCCGUCCAUAACUACGGACCUCGCUACAACUGGUCAUCGCACGAUCAGAGUCUAAUAUUGGGCGCCUAUUUCUACGGAUAUCUGGUGACAUCGCUACCGGCUGGAGUCCUUGCCGAACGCUUCGGACCCCGGAAUUUGGUUGGCUCUACGUUGGCAGCUAGUGCACUUCUGACGGCGCUCACUCCUCUGGCGGCAACCUACGGAAUGUGGACAGUCGUAGUCAACCGGGCGGCGUUGGGAAUCUGCGGGGGUGUCCUGUAUCCAGCCCUGCACAACCUCGUCUCCCGAUGGGCCCCACCAGACGAGAAGGGCAAAUUCGUUUCGGCUUUGAUGGGAGGAACCUUCGGAACGGUUGUCACGUGGCCCCUGGUCGGUGUACUCAUCGAAACUUUCGGAUGGUCGUUCGCUUUCUACGUCCCGGCUGUGAUAACCGCUAUCGUCGUUGCAUUUUGGCUGAUCAUCGUGGCUGAUUCUCCGGCUAAACACCCACGAAUCAAGAAAGAAGAACAAGAUUACAUCAUCAAGUCUUUGGGAGAUACCAUUUCCAAGCAGAACCUGCUGCCACCGGUGUUGAAGAUGAUAACCUCUUUGCCGUUCCUUGCUCUGUUGGUGCUGCACUUCGGUAACCUGUGGGGAUUGUACUUCCUGCUGACAGCAGCACCCAAGUUCAUGAGUGAGGUUCUUGGAUUCAAACUUGCGAAGGCUGGAUUCCUCGCAGCUCUUCCGUAUCUUGCUCGAGCCUUGGCUGCAUUUGGAUUUGGAAGCAUAGGAGAUUACCUCAGAAAGAAAUCGGUCUUCAGUGUUACCACAAUACGCAAAUCAUUCUGUCUAUUCUCUCACAUAAUCCCCGGCCUGUUCCUCGUGGGGCUCAUCUAUGCUGGGUUCGAUCCGUACGUGUGCGUGGCCAUUAUCACCCUCUCGCUGGGUUUCAACGGUGCCUCCACCAUGACGAAUCUGCAAAACUCCCAGGACCUGGCGCCAAACUUUGCCGGCACCCUGUACGGAAUCAUCAAUUUUGUCGGAACGACAAGUGGUUUCAUUUCGCCUAUGCUGGUGGCACACUUCACAGCUGAUCGAAGUACCAUGGACGAGUGGCAGUACGUGUUUGCGAUUGGAGCAGCUGCCUACAUCAUUCCGGCCCUGGUCUUUGUCCUGUUUGGGUCCGCUGUGGUUCAGAAGUGGAACGAGCCCAAGCAGCAUGAAUCGAAGCAAACGACCAAACAAGUGCAAGAGACGUAUUGAGUCAGGCAGGCACCUCCUCAUCGUCUCUUGCCUCAGUGAUCCAGUAGCUACUUAGUGAGAGCUGGUUGAGGCUUUUCCAGCCUUAAGGCUUUCUCAUAUUUUCAUCUGUAAAUAUAGCUGAGUAAUGUAUGUAUUAGGAAACACACAUCUCAACGAAUCUCAUCUCUAAUGAUAGUCAACUAGCGAUUAAGUGAACCAACGAGAAGUAUUAUUAGCUAGGGCUGGUAAAGCUAUAAAUAUCACAAAUUGGUAUAUUAUUUUCUGUAUAUACAAACGACCCGGCACCUAAAUUAUGUAAUUCAGUGAAGCAAGUGAUAGUGGGCCGUUUUUAUGUAACGGUGUCGACCGUACGAGCUUUUAUGCUCAACCAAUGCGCGAAUCCCUGACCCACUGAGGCAAUACAAAUGGAAAUAAAUAUGCCAUUGCAGGACAGAUUCAAUGCAAGAAUAACUCA
Molecule: messenger RNA, 2606 nt
Organism: Aedes aegypti (yellow fever mosquito)
Lineage: Eukaryota; Metazoa; Arthropoda; Insecta; Diptera; Culicidae
Product: sialin
Exons: 7
Coding region: 668-2152 (494 amino acids)
Biological process (GO): transmembrane transport; monoatomic anion transport
Cellular component (GO): plasma membrane
Molecular function (GO): transmembrane transporter activity
Source: RefSeq, a predicted model, not a curated record